UUUAUUUUUUUACACACAUCGACAAAGAAACACAGUUUAUAAUGAAAACGAGUUGUGAAAGCUUAUUUUACGACCAUUCAUGAAAAUUACAUUGUUCAAUUUUUUGGAGUUCUGAUGACGUAUUAUCAACAUUACCGUCUUAGCACGGUAGGCAUAUGUUUGGAAGAAGCUCUUGAAGAACUCAAGGAAAAGAAUAUUUUCACAGAAGCGGAAGUAGAUAUGAUUAGAACCAAGUUUGACCGUGCUAUGGCAGAAUGUCUUUCUUCAGAUAGCGUUGACAAACAGCUAACCUUGAAAGGAAGCCUCCAUCACUAUCGUUUCUGUGACAAUGUUUGGCAACUUUUCGUUAAGGAUGCGGAAGUUAAGUUUGACAAGAAGUCAGAAUUUACUUACGUUGGACCCCUCAAGGUGAUAGCUUGUGACUUUAUUAAACCAGCGAUUCCCAAAGCUACGUAACCUUGGAACUCUUCAAGCUUAAACCAAGUCGUCUUCUUUUUGACUUGGUUAGUUUUUGGAGCUCUUUUUGUCCCUUGGAAACGAGAGAGUGAAGGAUUAUAACCUAUUAGUAUACCCUGAACCCUUCUCUGGCCUUAUUGUUCAUAUACUGAAUAGGCGUUGGUUUGUUGUACUACUAUUGAAGUUUUAUUUUAGCUGCAAGUUUAGGAGUGGACCAAAACACAACCUCCUGCAGACUUGUAAACUUGCGCCUAGCUAUUGUUUUCAGAUAAACCUUGCGUGGCUUAUCUGUCAUCAUAGUUAUUAUUAAGCUGAGGUUUUCUAUUUGACAGUUUCAGGGUUCUAUUAACGGAACUUCAAUAAAGCGCUGUUUGAAAAACUCAAGUUGAGCGGACAUAAUACCCCCUAUUCAAACCACACCAGUCAAGUGUGGAACCCUCUUUUACAACCGAAUCAUACUUAUUUUUAUAAAAGUUUGUGUAUUCACUACUACCAGCCUCAGUUGUCUUCUUUCUGCUCAAAAACCCUAGAUGCAAGAAAAGCAAUAUUAUAUUUAUAUCAGCUUAGGGCUGCUAUGAUUUCUUUAGCUUGCGAACGUGAUACCGUAACAGACAUUGAGAUGCUUCGUACAGGUCCGCCAUUCUUUCAGGAUACUAUUCUUGACUCAUAGUCACCUGGCUACUUUUCCAAAACUAUG
Galdieria sulphuraria is the source of this 1153-nucleotide messenger RNA. Its product is annotated as transcription initiation factor TFIIA small subunit. The transcript is spliced from 2 exons. Bases 115 to 456 code for a protein of 113 amino acids. Gene Ontology annotation, biological process: transcription initiation at RNA polymerase II promoter; RNA polymerase II preinitiation complex assembly. NCBI's taxonomy places the organism in Eukaryota, Rhodophyta, Bangiophyceae, Galdieriales, Galdieriaceae. Gene Ontology annotation, cellular component: transcription factor TFIIA complex. Gene Ontology annotation, molecular function: TBP-class protein binding; RNA polymerase II general transcription initiation factor activity. The record is from RefSeq and is a predicted model, not a curated record.